Messenger RNA from Salpingoeca rosetta, 774 nucleotides. RefSeq lists its product as uncharacterized. The transcript is spliced from 4 exons. Lineage: Eukaryota; Choanoflagellata; Craspedida; Salpingoecidae. The record is from RefSeq and is a predicted model, not a curated record. The coding region runs from base 1 to 774 and encodes 257 amino acids.
AUGGAUGACAGCAGCAGCCAAGACAACGGCCACCAACGUGGUGGCAGUGUUGAAGGUGAUCACGCGGAGCCGCGGGCGAAGAAGGGCAAGUACCACAAUUGGACGAUGCAGCAGACACAGUCGUUGCUGAGCAUGAUCAUGAAGCGAGACAUUCAUGUCAUGACGCGUGCGCGGGGGGUGGCUGCGUUGUGGCAAGAGGUUGUGGAUGAAUUCAAUGACACAUUCAAGUGUCAUCUCACCAAGCCGAGCAUUCAAAGUCAUUAUCGCAGUACCAUCAAGAGUGUCGUGGAAGAGGACAAGCAGCAACCACAAACAGGAAAAGCAUCUGCAUCAAGCCUCGCUGUGUCUGAGGAAGGGCGUGCGAAGCAGAGGGCGAGGGAUCAAGUCCUGGGACAGGAUUUUCGUGACGGGGAUCUCUGGGCGGAGAUGGAAAAGCGAAACUCGUCGUUUGAGGACGCGGAAGCGAACAGAAUGAAUCAGCCCAUCCCCUCAGAACCGGACCACAGCCAGACGCUAGCCCGAAUGGCGGCCGCACGAGAGGGAGAGAUGAAGGCUGAAGUAGCUCGAGUGAAGCACGAAGAGGAGUACCACACCAGGAGACUCGCCAUCGAAGAAGAAACAUUAAGCAUCAAGCGUGAGAAGGUAAGGCUCGAGCGCGAGAGAGUGGAGAUCGAGAGAGCGAGGCUGGGAAUGAUGGCCGAGGAGCUUGCUCUCCGUAGAGACGAGUUGCAGGAGAGGAAGAAGAUGAGAGAGUCAAAUGACACGGUAUUGUGA